Molecule: messenger RNA, 8519 nt
Organism: Synchiropus splendidus (mandarinfish)
Lineage: Eukaryota; Metazoa; Chordata; Actinopteri; Syngnathiformes; Callionymidae
Gene: lnx2b
Product: ligand of numb-protein X 2b
Exons: 9
Coding region: 5566-7644 (692 amino acids)
Molecular function (GO): ubiquitin-protein transferase activity; protein binding; metal ion binding
Source: RefSeq, a predicted model, not a curated record
CUCGCCCACUGCGCUCCGACAGGUUAGUCUUCACCUGGGCCGCAAAGUGGGGAAAGUUAUCCACUCAAACGCGGUACAACUUCAGAAUUUUUAAGGGAACCAGGGACUGUCUGCUUGAGGUGAGUUCACGAGUCAUUUGUUUCGUCGUUAUAACUGUUUUUUUCGCUGACAAUGGCGAAGCUACUUCCGGAAAAAAAAAAAAAAACAAGCACACACACAGGUAAGACGAGUUUCGGUCUGGACUUGAGUAAAUAUGGAGUGCUUGUGUAAAUAUCCAACAUAUAAAGUUGUUGUUCACGUGUGUCAUGUUGUAGUCAUGAUGUUUAUACUUCAAAGUGUGGUUAUUGUCUUCACUCUGGGGAGAGAAGGUAAGUUAGCAUGUAGCAUGUUUAGCUUGCCCAGGUUAUGUCAACGUGAAUGCGAGCCAGCGUGCUGCGGCCGUAAACACCUUUAUCAACACCCAUAUUUGUUUUCCUCGCUUACUUUUAGUAUCACAAUCUUUCCAUGUUGCUGACUGCGUCUGUCACAGGCUGGAAGGUCCGAACAGUUUUGACCUGACAGGAGACAGUGAGUUAUUUAUGACCCCCAAUGACAACACGUCAGUCUGAGUGGGCAACCUAAAAAGAAGCUCUCCUACCACCAAGGAAAAUGACAUGACGGAAAUAGUGGUGAAAUAUGUGAUUUGGACCACCACACUAGUAGUGUGAUUCCUUCACAUGCAUAAGUCCAAUUCUAAGAUUAUUCAUUGUAUUAUAAAAAAUUAGAAAAGCACUCAAAGAGCUCAAACCUCAACCAAGCCACUUCUUUCCAGCACCAAUACAAUCUUCCAAUAACAAAGUGUCUUCAAAAAAAUGCUGAAAAUGGUCCUUUUCCCCCCAUUGCUAAAAAAUAUCAAUGCUAAAAAAAACCCAACAACCUUGGAUUCAGAAAGUGAUUUGGAUCACUUCCAAAAUGUAAUACCUUGUUCUCUCGCUUCUCUGUCCAUAACGUUUCAUGUUGUUUCAAACGCACACAGACAGACCGUCACCGUUGAAAACAUAACCUCAGGUGAGGUCAUGAAAUUGUUAAAAAAAAGAAAACAUCCUGAACAUGUAUAACAAUGACUGACAAAUCCUUCAAAUUGAAUAUUGUAAAGGAAUUAUGUUUUUCUUUUCAAAGCCCAGUCUUCUUUCAGAACACAUUGAACCAACAUUUUCGUGUUUUGUUUUUGGCCCACUCUGCCUUCAAAUCUAGAGUGUUGUGAUGUCAGGAGCUGGCGUUAUGCGUCAUGUAUUAGAAUUUAAGUAAUAUUGUAAAGAACGCUAUAAGUCUUAGAUUAGGUAUUUGCCCAACAGUCGCGUCACAGCAGCAAGCAGCAAAGACACACGUACAACGAGGAUGUACACAAGGCAACAGUGUACACAAAACGCUAAGCUGCACAAAUGAAAUAAAUACAUGUUAGACCAAUACAUUUUAUUAUCACGUGUUAUCACAUGUAAUAGCAAACCUUCGGUUUAUUGAACCUAUGUCCUGCACCAAUGGGUACAGGUCUCACUUGCUCGCCACCAUCAAAAUAUCCUCAGUACUUUAUCACUCCAUUUCAUUAAUCAUAUAUCACCGACUAAAAGUCCUCCAUAUUGGGUGCCACCACCAUGGAUGGAUUGGAUUGAUGAUUCAAUUCUUGGUGGUGUUUUGCCAGACAGCACGGAUGGUACAUUGAGUGCUCUUUGCAGUAUGUUUAAAAAUGGAGGGGGAAUAAAUAAUAUGUAAAAAAAAAAAAAAACUGUAAAAGAAAAUCAAUAUGAAAAUGUUAAGGGAGCAGUGAAUGUAUUCAGUCUAGAACAAAAUCCGUGGUAUUUAUGUUGAGUUUGGCGUUGAUCAAGUUUAAAUAGCUAAAUUGUUAUCUAUUUAAAUAUUUAAAUUAUUUGGUAGUACUUAUUCAGAGUAUAUUUCAUAGAAUAUACAAGUAACAUCAAAAGAAAACAGAAAUUAUAUGCAAUAUUGUGUCCAUCCUUGUGUGUUGGUGAGCUGUUUUCACUAGCAAUCAAUGGGGUUCAAGAAAGGAAAACAGGAUCAUGGUUCAGCAAGGCUGACAAGACCACGUGCAGAGUGAUAGUAGACUGCAAUGUGACAUAUCAGAGAAGCUAUUUACUGUAGAUAACACGACAGAAAGAGGUGGUAUGUCUUUUAAAGAAAACUGUUUUAUAUGGGGUUUUAAGCUCAAGAUGUGACAUUAAAGUCACUAUCAAUUUAAGAAUUUAUCAUCUAUUUAACGUUGAUAAUUAAGUCAGACUUGUCCUCUUUAUUUCAAUUAAAUUGUUAGAAUAAUUUAAUGAUGUUGUAUAGUUGGUUAAGCUAUCAGUGAGUGAUAGAGGCUUUAUAUUUUAUUACCUUGUGAAAAUAAACUUUGGAUAAGUGAUAGUGAGCAUGGUUACCCUUCCAAGUGAAAGUGGCAACUGGGAGUGUGAACAAGUUUUAUAUGGUGUCUGAUUCAGGAUUAGUCUCUAAUUUAAAACAUUUUGGUUUGGAUACAUGUUCAUCAUGAGCUAAUGUUUAUUUUAGUUUAAAAAACAGACUGUUUUGUCACCAGUUAAAAAUGUAUUAACCAUUUAUUAACUUGUGGUGGACACUGUGCUUUACCUGAAAACAGCCUGUUGACACACUCAUCCAGAUCACUGACAAAAUUGUACACAUUUCAGACAGUUUUUACGUAAUGCCUCAUGCAGAUUGGAUCAGCCAACUCUUUCCCAUUGUUCUUAGUAAUUUAUUCCCGACUGCUGACGCAGCACUGGUGUCUCUAACAGACGUAACACACCCCUGUCUCACCGACUGAAGAUUUUAUUUGCCUAUCGGGGCCUCACCUGUGUGUUCAUUUUGGGUGUGGCAGCACAAAUGAAUAACACUUCAAAGAAAAUACAGUGGCUCGUUGAAUGCCAGCCACCUCUGAUAAUCCAGUGUGGGACUUAAGGAUAGCGUAGGACCAGAGACAUUUCCUCAGGAAGCUUAGUCUCUCACAUGAUUUCAAGGCAUUUGAUUUGGAUCAUGGUUUCAGUGGAAAUGGCUGGGAAAAAACAAAAAGCUCAUUUCAUUGUCUAGUAGUUGUGUAGUAGUUGAACUUUGCAUAGAAUCAACAAUAAACUGUUGUAUUUCAUCAUCAGCUAUCAUAUACAGUAAAACUUCUUCGGACGUUCAUUUUCAGGACCCAUUGGCGUAUGAAGCUAGACUGACAUUAAUUACUCAGAAUAUGUCUGUAAUGAAGUGACUGAACAACCGAAAUUUAGCUUCAUUUAUAUUCAUUAUUUAAUUUAAAGCAUUAAUUGGUAUAAGUAAAUGUUUUUGUCAUGCUGAAAAUUACCAUUUGGUCAAACCUGACUCAUGAAAUAGCAGUUAUCAUGGGCAGGGUAAUACAUUGUUUUCUGACAAUAUUCCCCAAUAUAAAGACGAUUCUAAUGUCAUUAAGCAGCAAAUAGGCUUGUUGUAACUGUUACAUUCCCAUCAACUCUACAUCAUGUGAAAUAUACUGUUGCCACUGAACUACUGCAACCGCUGCAUACAUCUUGCAUACCUGUUGGCUCUGUGCUCAGUUCAGCUCUUCUAACACAAGGCUGAAAUAAACGCUAAGAGCUGUGCUGCUUUGGAUAAUCUUUUUUUUCUUCUAGUUUGCAUGUUCUCUGACUAGCAUCAUCUACAAACUAGAAAAAUAUUGUGCGGACUGUUGACCAACAUGUACACACUCUCUUUCAGAGAAUCCUCAGAUAAUGUACUGCCCAGCAUGUUACAACCUUUGGAAGUAGCUGGAUAUUUAAGGACAAAAAAGAUAAGCAGAAUACUUAUUCACAGCUUUGUUUCUGUGGUAACUGAAUUCAUUGUCAACAACCAGGAGACAUAUUGUGACCUGAUAGUUUUGUAUUUCAACUGUUUGUGUAAUAUUUUAAUGUCAACCAUUCAUCUGGCUGAAGGAAGUAGAGCAUAGGCGAGUUUCUUCUGUCUCUCUGUGGACUCCAGGAUCCAGGAACGCUAUCCAUUACAAGAGUGGGUAUCAUUUGUACAACAUGAGGACAAAGGGAGAGCUGUGACGUUAGCAGUGGUGUGCACCUAUGGGAGUAUGUGUGCGCACACAUCUCUGUCAUCAGUCACUCUUCUAUUGAGAGUGCAUUACCUGUCGUAAUGCAAAAUCAGCAGUCUACUAUGAGCAAACUCGGUCACACAGGCAGGAGAGACACUCUCAGCUGUGCUCCACUCUGCUUAGUUAAACCAAUUCCCCUCUGCAUUCCUUACACAAGUGUAGCAGUGGCUCAUAAACCCAUGCGCGCGCACACACACUGACAAUGUGCAGGGAGGCAGGGCUCUGGUUUCAUUCAAGCUUCAGGCAGCUGCUCCGAUAGUGUCUUGUGUUUUCGUGCGAUGACUACUUGGUGCGCUGCACUACAGGGAUAUCAUUCUGGGUGAGUAACUAGAAUGUUGCGCCAUACUUUUUCCAGUAGUUAGUGAAGUCAUUCACCAGGGUACUUUCCCCUUUAGCAUAGAGAAAGUUGUAGAUUUUUACAAUUGUAUGUUAGUAUAUGUUUCUUUACUGAUCAAGCAUACAUUUUACAUAAUUUGACAGAAGUGGUCACCUGCAUCACUAUCGUGUUUUUGGCUACACUUUCAAUUACCUUGUGAAUUUGCAGCCCAACCCAGCAAUUCAUGAAUGUUUGCAAUGCGUUAAUACUAUACAUUUGCUUUCUGGCCUGUAUUCAAUAUUAUGCCUAUAGAAUUAUUGGCAUAUUCUGAGUCUGAAUUAGAUGUCAUUUUAUUCAUAACUGUAAACAAUAAUAGUAACAAUUCUGUUGGUUCUGUUGAUCAACAAUUCUGUUGAUGGUCACAGACCAUCAUAUGCUCUGCUCGGCCAGUUUUACGCAUGCAUCACAUUUUACAUAUAUCCUAAGGUCCAGGUCUAAAUCUUCUCAUUUCUCAGUAUCACCAUUCAUUCCGUCAUGUAUGGUAGGUGGCCAAAAGUUUCACAGAAGAAUGCGUUCCUAAUCAACACUGGCCUUAUAAGAGGGAAGUAAAGCGGAUUAGCUGCACAAACGAAUGGGAGACCACUGCUGAUUGGGUGUAAUAGGUCCAUUAGAGUUGAGAAUUAUAGUUGUGCUCGGUUCAUUCAACCCUCUCACACACACUGGAGUGCCAUGCCUUUCUUCUUGUCCACUAAAUGGGGUUAUGACUAUAUCCUCACUUCUGGCUUCGCUUCUCAGUUAAGCGUGCUCAGUCGAGCAGAUGUGACUCUCAGCUGAAAUGAGAAUUCCUUUCGCCCGUCAGGAAACUUGUUGAGAGGAAGCAGCUGCAACUUCCUGCCGUAUUGCUGUGGCUCCUCACAUUAGUUAUUUCCUGUCGAGCCGAUGGUGUGCCUCGAAAUAACAGCUCUGCUUUGUUUUUGGUUCUGCAGUAGGUGACCAUGAGGACAUGGAGAUUUCACAGAUGAAACUGGAUCAGCAUAAUUCCCAACGUUGGAAUGGAAUGACCUUUUGACAUGCAGACCUAAUGAGAUUUUGAGGCUGUUCUGCGGGAAAGAGAAUUCACCAAGUUAAAAUCAAGGCUUUACAAAUGGCUGGAACAGAAACCAAGAUUGCUGGUGUGAGCGGCAGUGCCGGUCUUUCAUGGGCAAGGGUAUGUAAAGAAUGUGGCCAGCAACAUGAUGGGCAGGAGAGUCACCUUUAUGACUACCAAGACGAUGUGGAUGAUGAGCUGGUUUGCCACAUUUGUCUUCAGCCUUUACUAAGGCCAAUGGACACCCCAUGUGGGCACACCUACUGCUUUGAGUGCCUGAGCAGUUUCUUGAAAGAGCAGGACUUCUGUCCUGUGGACCGCCAACGCCUGCAGCUGCACCAGUGUCGCCCAUCCAGCCUCUUGGUCAGGAACCUGUUGGACAAGCUGACUGUCACAUGCCCUCACUUUGCAGAGUGUCAACAACAGAUGCAACGUUGUGAACUGCAACCUCACCUGCACAACAGAUGUCCUGCUUUUAGAAGACUGAAGGAAGAGGCUGAGAAGAGGAAGAGACCAUCUUGGAAUGAGUUAAAAGGUCGGAAGGGUGAUGGAGAGUCUUCUGGCGAUGCCAAGCAAUCAACAUCACCCUCUCGAACACUAUCAAGAGAUCAACCAGAGCCUGGACUGAUCAACCCUGCGUAUGAGGAGUCUGAGGAUGACAACACACCCUUGAGGUCCAGCCUUGUGGCCGAGUCCAGCGUUGUGGAGUUGUUCCGAGAUGACGUUGAAGAAGAGCUGGGCCUUCGCAUUGUGGGAGGAAAAGACACGCCUCUGGGAAACAUUGUCAUCCAGGAAAUCAUCUGGGGCUCGCAAGCAGCCCGCGAUGGCAGACUGGCACCAGGCGACCACAUCUUGGAGGUCAAUGACAUCAGUCUGGCCUCUGUCCCUCACGCUCGAGCCAUUGCAGUUUUGCGGCUGCCUGCCCUCCUCCGGCUGACUGUGCUGCAGGAAAAGGGAUUUAAGUCCAGAGAUUCACGCAGCGACCACCAGUCGUCGUUGAGCCAGUCUUCACACAGCCCUCAAGGCAACUCUACCUCCAAUCAUAGCCAAGGAUCAGUCCUUCAAGUCACACUGAUGAAGAGUCAGCGCAACGAGCCUCUCGGCAUCAAACUGAUCCGCAAAUCAGACGAGAGUGGGGUUUUCAUUCUUGACCUGCUGCCUGGUGGUUUGGCUGCCAAAGACGGGAAACUAAAAAACAAUGACAAAGUUCUGGCCAUCAAUGGGCACGACCUGCGGCACGGUACCCCUGAGAGUGCUGCGCAGAUCAUUCAGGCCAGUGAGGUGCGUGUAAACUUUGUGGUGAUGCGGCCGGCAGAGACUACGGAGGAAGCAACAAGCAGCAGCAGCAGAGACGGACAACAUGGCAGGGCGGGCAGGAGAGCACCUGACCCGCAGUACUUCAGGAGAAGAUCCACGUAUAUGAAGGAUCCACCAGGGGGGUUUUCUAGCCAGGAGAAGACUGUGAGCCUGAAGAAGGAGCCCCGACAUUCCUUGGGCAUCACUAUCGCGGGAGGGCGAGACUGUCGCAGUCGACUGCCGGUCUACAUCACCAGUGUACAGCCGGUGGGCUGUCUUCACCGCGACGGCACCAUAAAGAGAGGCGACGUCCUGCUGAGCAUAAACGGCGUGGACCUCACUCAGCUGACGUACAGCGAGGCGGUUUCUGCCCUGAAAGCGCAGACGGCUCAGUCGCAAGUGUCACUGCGUGUCAUCCAGACCAUCUCUGAGGACUCCGAAGACACCGCGGACGCUGGCAAGGACGAGCGGGAUUCUCAGGAAGACUCGCGCGACGACCCUCUGAACUGGACGCCUUUGUGGACUCGCUGGCUGGGGCUGCCCAGUCACAUGCACUGGUGCCGCGACAUCGUCCUGCAGAAGACCAACAACGACAGCUGGGGCUUCAGCAUCGUAGGAGGCUACGAGGAGAGUCGCGGGCAGCAGCCGUUCUUCAUCAAAACCAUUGUGCCUGGCACUCCCGCUCACUUUGAUGGGCGACUCAAGUGCGGAGACGAGAUUGUGGCGGUGAACGGAGCCACCACAGUGGGAAUGAACAACUCGUCGCUCAUCCCCAUGCUCAAGCUGCAGAAGAACAAGGUCACACUGACGGUGGUUUCAUGGCCGGGAAGUUUAGUGUAGAGUGAAAGCACAUACACACACACGUAACAUUCUUACUUAGUAAAGCCACUCGCCAAAUUGUUGAGUUACUUCCUGGUGUUUGAUCAGUUUAUGCAACAGAACGAGUGAGUGUGUGCAUAAGAGGCGUCCUUUGUGCUGAGGGGCGCAUGACUUUCACCAGCGAGAUUUCGGCAGGUGCUCUGAUGUUUGUGUGACUGUGAGCCUUGCAGGCUGACUUCUAGAGGAGGACAGUCAGAUUGUGUUGAUUGUACAAACUCUAGAGCGGCGCUGAUGCUCUCUCAAGUGCAUAUGUCCUGUGUGUGGACCAUGUUUUGUAGCUUCAAUGUGAUUCUUUAUCGCAACAUCCAAAGAUGUCAAUGGUUUUGAAGAACAAUGCCAAAAUCAGCCGCUGCGAGCCGUGCGGCUGUACACCAGUGUGAUUUUGUUGUUUUGUUUUUAUCAACUCAACUGCACUUUUUCAGAGACAUUCCACCUGAAACCUUCAGUCACUAGCUGCUCCACACUGGUCUGAUCACUUAUUUUAAUCCAAAAGAUGGUUGUGUUUUAUUGUCUUUGGGGUGAUGCGCUUCAAACUUGCAGUUUAGUCACUCUUCUUCAGUCAUUGACGCCUGUUCGGUACUGACCACAAAUCCAUUUUUUAAAUUUGCUUUCAUGCGCUGUAUUUAUUUUUGUUUUUAUUUUUUUAACACUUGGAUGGAAGGAUGAAAUAGAAUGUAGAUUUGCUCUUUCAACCAGCCUAAUCUUCUCCUGGGCUGCUCAUCGUCUGUUCAGAGAAUGUUCAAAUACACUGUUUCAUCUGUUCAUUGACUGAGGUGGUGACCUGGUCUGAGAGCUGUAGACCACCUCUGUUUCACCAAUAAAAUCAAAUCCAAAAA